AUGCAGGGGAUGGGGAGCCUGCGGCUGGGGAGCCGCGCGGUGAUGUACACGGCGGAGACCCUGCCCAAGGGCAAGAACCGAGUGAUGGGGACCAUCCAGAUCAUGACCGGCUUCAUGCACAUCGGCUUCGGGAUCGUCCUGACGACGCUCACCAACGUCUACACCUCCGUCUUCGUCAUCGGCGAGAUCCCCUUCUUGGGCGGCGUGUCUUUCAUCAUCUCAGGCUGCCUCUCCAUCGGGGCGGAGAAGAGCCCCACGGAGUGCGCGGUGAAGGGCAGCCAGACCAUGAACGUCAUCAGCGCCAUCUUCGCUCUGCUGGGCAUCGUCGCCUUCAUCGUAGACCUCAACCUGAACGGGCUCUACCGCUCCGGCUUCGACUAUUACAGCUACCUCGUCCUGCUCGCAGGGAACGGGAUUUCCAUCGUGCUGCUCAUCUUUACCAUCCUGGAAUUCUGCAUCGCCGUGGCCACUGCUAAUUUCUGGUGCCGGGCCACCCGCCUCAGCUCCAACGAGGCCAUGCUGAUCGUGCCCAGCGCCACGCGGGUGGACCUGGCAGCGCCGCCGGCCGACCUGCCCCAGCCGCCCAGCUACACCGAGCUGGCCGCCCCCGAAGUCUAG
Molecule: messenger RNA, 618 nt
Organism: Gavia stellata (red-throated loon)
Lineage: Eukaryota; Metazoa; Chordata; Aves; Gaviiformes; Gaviidae
Product: membrane-spanning 4-domains subfamily A member 12-like
Exons: 7
Coding region: 1-618 (205 amino acids)
Biological process (GO): cell surface receptor signaling pathway
Cellular component (GO): plasma membrane
Source: RefSeq, a predicted model, not a curated record